AUGAGAAAUAAUAUUUUCCAUAAGCUUAUGCUUCUUAUUUUGUUGCUAUGGUUAAAGGCGACAGCCAUCAUUCUGGUGGCAGCAACAAAAGGAGCAGCUCCUCAGUGCAUCGACAAGGAGAGGAAUGCUCUUCUAGAUUUCAAAUCAUACAUUGAUCAAGACCCGUACGACCUUCUGUCUACAUGGGCAGUUGAUGAAGAAACAACCAAGGAUUGUUGUAAAUGGGGUGGAGUCACUUGCAACAGCCGAACAGGGCACGUCACUAGCCUUGACUUGAGCUCUGGAGAUCUUGAAGGUAAAAUUAGCCCUUCAUUGUUUAACUUAAGCUACUUGAGUCAUUUAGACCUUCAGGGGAAUUCAUUUAAUGGAACCACUCCCAUGUUAAAUGGCUCUAUGACGAAAUUAAGGUAUCUUGACCUCUCCAUAAAUUCAUUUAGUGGAGUCAUUCCCAUGUUCAUUGGUUCCAUGUCUAGGUUAAGAUAUCUUGACCUGUCCACAAAUUUCUUUAAUGGAUCCAUUCCUGUGUUCAUUGGUUCCAUGACUCGGUUAAGGUAUCUUGACCUUUCAUACAAUUCUUUUUCUGGAUCCAUUCCUCCAGAUCUUGGAAGCCUCAAGAACUUGCACUUUUUAUCACUUAAUUCCCUUAGCAAUUGUACAAUUGAAAACAUAGACUGGUUGUUUCAUCAUUCUCAUUUGCACCACCUUGAAUUGGAUGGUAUUUCCCUAGCCAAGGCAAACCACUGGGUAAAUGUGAUUCUAAGUCUUCAAAGACUAUCAUAUUUAAGUUUAGGGGGAUGUGACCUAUGGCAGGUCAUGCAUCCGUAUUCUCCGUCUGUCAGCUAUACUUCUUCAUCUAUCAUUAGCCUAUAUCUUGGAAACAACAGUCUCAAUUCAUCCACAUAUCAUUGGUUGUUCCCACUGACUAGCAAUAGGCUUGUAGAUCUUGAUCUAUCUGGCAACAAGUUGGGUGUGAUUCCCAAAUAUUUUGGAAAUUUUUGUAAUUUGACAAUUUUAUCAUUUGAUAACAACUCAAUGUCGGUAAAUCUCCCUGAUUUCCUUAAUAACUUGUCUGGAUGCACAUCGGUUACAUUACAAGAGUUGGAUGCUUCGAGUGGCAAAUUCACGGGGUCGUUGUCAGAUAAUAUCCAAAAGUUUUCAUCCCUAGAAUAUUUGUCCAUUUCUCAUAACCAGUUAAAUGGCAGUAUAAGUGAAAAGGUGUGGCAACUACCCAAGCUUGAAACUCUUGAUGUUUCUUCCAAUUCUCUUAGUGGUGCCAUCUCUAAAAGCAUUGGAACAUCAAAUAUUGUAAAUGUAAACCUUUCAAACAACUCACUCAAAGGAGUUCCUUCUGAAGCUUACAUGUCAAACCUUUCUAGUGUAGAACAAAUUGACUUGAGCUCUUGCAUGUUAGGGCCUAGUUUCCCUAAAUGGAUUCAAAAACUGAAAAGUCUUAAUUAUCUUGAUAUUGCCAAUACCAACAUUUCUGACACAAUUCCUGUGGAAUUUUGGACCUUGUGGCCUUCUCAAUUGACACAUUUGAAUCUCUCUUCCAACAACAUUACUGGGGAAGUAACAAAUCUAUCAUCAAAUUUCAACCCUAAUGUUAUGUCAAGAAUAGAUUUAAGUUCCAACAACUUUUAUGGUUCUAUACCAUAUGUCCCGUCCACUUUAGAAUGGUUAGACCUUUCCAGAAACAAAUUGAGUGGAGGAAUUUUCUUUUUGUGUGAGGUUGUUGAUGGACAUCUAUCAUUUCUUGAUCUCUCGGACAAUUCACUGGCCGGACAAAUUCCAGAUUGUUUGUGGAAUUUCAAAGCACUAAAAGUUCUUAAUCUGGGACAAAAUAAGUUGUCUGGAAGGCUUCCUGCUUCUAUUGGGUAUUUGACCAAUCUUGAGGUUUUGUAUUUAUACAACAACAACUUCUUUGGAGAACUGCCCCCGUCUUUAAAUAAUUGCACUAAGUUGUUCUUUUUGCAAUUACAAGGCAACAAGUUUUCUGGUCACAUGCCUGUUUGGAUUGGGGAAAACUUAUCGGAGUUGUAUGCUCUUAACCUAGCAUCAAAUAACUUCUUUGGAACCAUCCCUCUACAAUUAUGUCAAUUAGCACAUCUUCGAAUUUUGGACUUGUCAAAAAACAAUCUUUAUGGAACCAUCCCCUUAUGUCUUAAUAAUCUCACGGCAAUGGUUCAAGAAGGAUUGCCACCUCAUGAAAAUGUGCAGCGUUUUAUCCAUGAGCAUAUGUAUGUUGACCAUGCUUUCAUCAAGUGGAAAGGAUAUCUACGUGAAUUCAACAACAACCUGAGAUUGCUAAAGUACAUUGAUUUGUCAUGCAACAAUUUAACAGGAAAAAUCCCAUAUGGGCUAACCGAUCUCCAUGAAUUGAUUGCACUGAACCUUUCAACAAACACUUUACUUGGAGAGAUUCCACCAAAAAUUGGCGAAAUGAGAAACCUUCAAAUUUUGGAUUUAUCUAGAAAUAAGUUUUCAGGAGGAAUUCCACCAAGCAUGUCUCAUAUGACUUCAUUAGAUUACAUGGAUGUGUCAUAUAACAAUUUGUCGGGUAGAAUUCCAUCUGGAACUCAACUCCAGACCUUUGAACCUACAAGGUACACCGGAAAUACAGGACUUUGUGGACCUCCCCUAACUAAAUAUUGCCCCGGAGAUAAAGAGUUGGAGGUGGCACCCCUUGUUUAUGGAAGUGAAGGCGAAGGUGAAGAUGAUAUUCAGAUAUGGUUUUAUAUUGGUGGGGGUACUGGCUUUGCAACUGGAUUUUGGAUUGCAUGUGUUGCUCUACUUGUCAAUCCGCGUGGGAGGAAAGCUUUUUUUCACUUUCUUGAUAUCUCAAAGGACUGGGUAUGUGUAAAGCUGAUGAUGCUAAUUGCAAAAUGA
Molecule: messenger RNA, 2886 nt
Organism: Helianthus annuus (common sunflower)
Lineage: Eukaryota; Viridiplantae; Streptophyta; Magnoliopsida; Asterales; Asteraceae
Product: receptor-like protein EIX2
Exons: 1
Coding region: 1-2886 (961 amino acids)
Molecular function (GO): protein binding
Source: RefSeq, a predicted model, not a curated record